AUGAGUUCCUUAUCGAAAUUUUUCAAGUCUAAGAAGAAUGAUAAACCAGAGACUCAAACGGCAAUUCAUAAGCUUAGAGAAACACAUGAAAUGCUCACAAAAAAGUCGGCCUUUCUGGAAGGAAAAGUUGAUGAGCAGAUAGCUUUGGCCAAAAAAUACGGUCUUAAAAACAAAAGAAUGGCACUUCAGGCCUUGGCUCGCAAGCGUAACUACGAGAAGCAAUUAGCUCAGAUUGAUGGGACUCUCAAUACAAUUGAUAGUCAUAUCGAAGCUCUCGAAAAUGCUGGAACAAAUGUCGAGGUUCUUAAUGCCAUGCGAUAUGGGUCAAACGCCUUAAAAAAUGUCCACAAAAACAUGACUGCUGAUGAUGUACAGAAUAUUAUGGAUGAUAUACAAGAACAACGAGAUACGUGCCAGGAAAUCUCUAAUGUAAUAUCCACCCCUAUGGGUCUAAAUGCAGACUACGAUGAAGAUGACCUUCUUCGUGAACUUGAAGAGCUUGAGGCUGAAGGUGUUGAACAAAAAUUGCUGGAUAUUAAUCGGAUACCUCAAUUGCCUAAUGUCCCAGAUUCUGAUUUGUCAAUACCUGUAGCAUCCAAAAGUGCAUCAAGUAAGAAAGCAAUUGAAGAUGACGAUAUUGGAGCACUUGCUGAAUGGGCUAAUUAA
This is a messenger RNA of Schistosoma mattheei, 666 nucleotides long. Lineage: Eukaryota; Metazoa; Platyhelminthes; Trematoda; Strigeidida; Schistosomatidae. The record is from the annotation of a GenBank genome assembly.